This is a messenger RNA of Fonsecaea multimorphosa CBS 102226, 1554 nucleotides long. RefSeq lists its product as uncharacterized. The transcript has a single exon. The record is from RefSeq and is a predicted model, not a curated record. The coding region runs from base 1 to 1554 and encodes 517 amino acids. NCBI's taxonomy places the organism in Eukaryota, Fungi, Ascomycota, Eurotiomycetes, Chaetothyriales, Herpotrichiellaceae.
AUGCGUCCAAUUGUCUACGGUUAUCCUCCUUCCGCAUGGCCACCAGUGCAAUCGCCAGCUCAGGCAUUUAUGUCUUCCCCCGCAACAGAGUCGCCCGGUCAGAUUGGCCAUGGUAUGGAGCCGCAUAGCCCAUCUUGCGAUCAGCAAUCGAAUUUUUAUGACGUGGUCAAAGCACUGGAGACCUUCCUUUCGGCCGGAUUGGACCAUAAACAAAUUUCGGAUCUUUGCAAACCGAAAAACUUCAACCAGCUCGCCACAAUAGCCAAUGCAGACGAAAGUGUCCUCCAAAGUGCAUGGGAUUUUGUGGAUCAAAAGCGCCCGGGUUCGAAGUCACGGAAACUAUCCCGUGGCCCGGCUAUGCGUUAUCCCUCUGGGGUCUCUAGCCUCAGGUCCAACCGGUCCCAAUGGUCUGCCUCAACAGAGCUGAGCACUUCUACAGCCGACUCGUUUACUUCAGGAUUUGGAAACCCUGCUGGAGGACAACCUCAAGCCUCUAUUUGGCCUUCUGUCUCAGGGGAGAUGGAUGCCAUGGUCUCUGGGGAUCUGACUACCCAGGGAAACCAUGCCCCAAUGAACUUCGUCGCACCUAAUUUUGAGCAGCCUCAGCGGCAGGACUGGGCAAAUGUAAAUACGACAGGGAUCACCUCGGCGUAUCAGCCACACGCCCUUGUGGAUGUCUCGAGUCUUUCUCGUGUUGGCAAUACCAGUCUCUCUUACGGCGCGCCGGCCUCUGCCAGUUAUUAUACCGCAGGUGGGAAAACUACACACGACAGUGGACAAUCGGCUGGCAGCACUGAUAAGGCUCAUCGGCAAACUGGCGGAAGGUCUGCCAGAAAGGACCAGAUCAAGUAUCCCUGUUCGGAGCCAGGUUGCCGGAAGGGAUUCCUGCGCUCAGUCGAGUUGGCAAAACACUUACAAGGUGACCAUGAAAAGAAUGAGAACUACGUCUGUCAGCAUGAUCAAAACUGUAAAAUGCAAACAUACCGGCACGCAACAUGGGCACGACAUCACAGCAAGGACCAUAAUUCAUGCAAGAAGGGCGAUGCCUGUGUCAAGAUCAACUACGACAGGAAGAAAAGGUACUGGGGCUGUUCUAUUUGCAUGCACCUGUCCAAAGAUGUGUCCUCCCAUGCCGAUCACCAUCAGAGCCAUUUCAAGGACGGCGCGGCGCAACCUCACGACAUAAAAUACUCGAGCAUGAUCCUGAGCUUGCUUUCGCAAGAAGCAACCAAGGGCAAAUGGGAAGAACUCUGUCUGGCGGUGCGCGUCCAGGUUGGAAACUGCGAUUUUGCGUGGCAGCCCUCCCGUUGCGAGGAAAUUCGGCUGGCCCUCGAAUAUGGCAAAUAUCAAGGCUUUGAUAUUUCCGAUCCAUCUGUCGCAGAUUGGCUCGUGAACGACGUGUUUGCCUUGAUGUCCGGCAAGCGCAAACGGGACGCGUCUGGUAUCCCAGUACCCGACUUUGGCAACCUCCCUGAUCCCGAGGGCUCGUGGCUUGAUGUCGAUCCUACCUCCUUCCUCGAUACAACCGAUGUUGAGUUCAACAAGAGCUAUUGA